AGUUUGCUGAAAGACUUCAUGCGAGAAGGUGUUACCAAAAUGAAUACCUUUUUAUCGGCAGGUUUGCUUGUGUUUUUAUUUAAUGCGACAUGGGGAAUGGAAUAUAGAAAUAAUGGAGGUUAUAAAAUACCUGCAUUGGGUCUUGGUACAUAUACGGUAACUAACGAAACGGAGUUGACAUCGGCGUUAGACGAAGCCCUGCGAAUCGGCUAUCGUCACAUCGACACCGCAUCUCGUUAUAAAAACGAGCACAUCGUGGGUAAAGUUCUGAACGAAUGGAUUUCAUCGGGCAAAGUGAAAAGGGAGGAUUUGUUCGUUACGACGAAACUAGCUAGCGCCGACGUGUUCCCCGACCGCGUGGAGAACGCUUUAAAAUCCUCAUUGCUGAAGCUGCGAUUGGAUUACGUUGAUUUGUAUUUAAUACAUUUUCCGGUCGCGACUGGCGUGGAGAAUGGCGCUGAUGUGGCGUAUCCCACCGAUCUUGUUGGAGUUUGGAGGAAAAUGGAAGAGCAGGUCGAGGCUGGUCGUGCGAAAACCAUCGGAGUUUCCAAUUUUAAUAUCACUCAAAUUAGCAGAAUUAAAAAAAUCGCCAAGAUUCAGCCGGCUAACGUGCAGGUCGAGAUGCAUUUGUACUUUCAACAGAAGGAAUUGCGCAACUUCGCCAAUGAAAACAACCUCACGGUUGUUGCUUACUCGCCUUUAGGCACUCCUGGUGUAAAUAAGUAUUUUCUAAGUAAAAAUAUUACGCAAGUUAAAUUGCCCGAUAUUCUUCACGACGAAGUGGUUGACAAAAUAGCUCAAAAGCACAAGAAAACUAAUGCUCAGAUAGCCUUGAGAUUUAUUAUUCAAUCCGGUUUGGUGGCUAUACCGAAGAGUACAAAUCCGAAGAGAUUGAGGGAAAACAUAGAUAUUUUCGAUUUCAGUUUAGACGACGAGGACAUGCAAAAACUGGCGGAUUUGGAUAAAGGAAAAAAAGCGAAGAUAUUUACCAUGCAGUAUAUAGCGCCUAACAUCGUGGAAAAUUCCGAAUAUCCAUUCCACGACAAUAUAUAA
Phyllotreta striolata is the source of this 1053-nucleotide messenger RNA. The record is from the annotation of a GenBank genome assembly. Lineage: Eukaryota; Metazoa; Arthropoda; Insecta; Coleoptera; Chrysomelidae.